This is a messenger RNA of Pochonia chlamydosporia 170, 957 nucleotides long. Its product is annotated as thioredoxin reductase GliT. Gene Ontology annotation, molecular function: oxidoreductase activity. NCBI's taxonomy places the organism in Eukaryota, Fungi, Ascomycota, Sordariomycetes, Hypocreales, Clavicipitaceae. The transcript has 2 exons. The coding region runs from base 1 to 957 and encodes 318 amino acids. The record is from RefSeq and is a predicted model, not a curated record.
AUGAGCUCCAAAUUAUACGACGUCCUAAUAAUUGGCGGCGGUCCUGCUGGCCUCUCCAUGGCAACCUCCUUGGCCCGACAAGUCUACUCAGCGUUAAUUCUGGAUUCAGGAGAAUACAGAAACGCAAGAGCAACACACAUGCACACCUUUCCAGGUUUCGACCAUGUGAAUCCAGCGGAUUUCCGGGCCAAAGUGCGUGAUGAUCUGCGCAGGCGCUACGAGCACAUCGAGUACAAGACAGCCAAGGUUAAGGAGGUGCGCAAACUGGACAGCGGCAUCUUUGAAGCCAUUGACGAGAAUGGCAAUACAUACAACGGAAAGAAACUCGGUCUGGGUACUGGCGUGCGAGAUAUCAUGCCUUCUGACAUUGAGGGCUACGAAAACUCCUGGGCACGUGGCAUAUUUCACUGUUUAUUCUGCCACGGAUUUGAAGAACGCGGUGCCGAUUCAGUCGGCGUUUUAGCAUCCGGCAUGGUAACAACACCUGAAAUGCUUUCCCACGUCACACCCAUGGCAAAACGCCUCGCAAAAACAACAACAAUAUACACCAACGGGAACGAUACUCUACUAAACCAAGUAAAGCCAAUGCUACACAGCAGCAAAAUCUCCUUUGAUGACAGAAAAAUCGCAAAAUUAGAGCUGGAGAAUGACACUGGGCCAGGUGUGAUUGUACACUUUGCAGACGGGACGAGCAAAAGAGAGGGCUUCAUCACAAAUCACCCACGGGUUGAGCAGCGGUCGCCAUUUGCAGGCCAGUUGGGGUUGGAGACUUCGCAGACGGGGGAGAUUGUUGUUACGGGGCCGUUUAAUGAGACGAGUGUGACGGGGUGUUUUGCGGCUGGGGAUGCGGCUACGAUGAUGAGGAAUGCGGUGCAGGCGGUUCAUAUGGGUGCGUUUGCGGCUGUGGGAGCAGUGGCGCAGUUGAAUCAUGAGUUGGAUGAGAAGGAUGAACUUUGA